UUGCUCAGGGGCACCACAGUCAUGGACGCAAAGGGAGGGGGGCCGCAUCUCCACCACCUGUAUCCUAUUGUGUUUGGUCAAGGGAUCGAACAGCCGACGCUCCUGUCUCAGGCACCAAAGCUCCACUCUUUACUUUCUCCUUGUUUUUCCUCUUUUCUUCUUUUUAUUCCUCCUUUUCUAUUUUUGCUUUUCUUCUCUUCAGCUUGUUUUUUUUACUGCCCUCCUCCUCUUCCUCCUCCUCCUCCUCCUCAUGUCUCCUUAUUUUAAAACAAACUGCUGUGUCAGCAUUUUGUAGUUGUAUGGGAGCUGGACCUCCUGCUCCUCAUCUAAUGAGCAGGGACACGCCAGGUAACACACAGCAGGACAGUGAACAGUGCUGAAAACACUUUAGCAUCCGUCCUCAUCUUUUACUCGUUCUCACUGAGAACCAUCUGUUUGUUUCUCUGAGCACAGUGAAAGCUGCCGACAGGUGACCUAAACACCUGUGUCCAGGUACGCAGCCUGUGAAGACCAUCGGCUCUGAAACGGUGUAUCUGUUUGCCCAGGAACAGACUUUGUCCUGAUCUAGACUGAAGACUGAGGACUGAUGUGGACUGAUGUUCAGUGGCGUCACUGGACCUGCUGAUGAAAUCAGUGAGCAGGCUGCUCCCUCUCUUCUUCUUCUCUCGGGAUAUAAACGUGUUCAAACCGUCCGGAUGUGCUGUCGGUCGUCUCUCUCUCCGGCGGCGGCGGCGGACCGUCGCUCAUGGCUCCAGGUGCCUCGUUUGGCUAUUCGUCACCGUCUGAGCAUGCUCAGUGGCGGCGUGUGCCGUCCCGCCCCUUGGCGCCGCCAGCCAAUUGCCUUCCUCUGCUAUAUCCUGUCCGCCAGCGCUCUGCGGCCACUGGCCAGUCGGGUGGCGUUGUACCACUCCUUCCCGACGCGCCUCCUCUCUCGGACCUGGGGUCGUCUGAACGGGGUGGAGCUCCCCACCUGGCUCCGGAAGCCCGUCUACUCCCUCUACAUCUGGACCUUUGGGGUCAACAUGCAGGAGGCGGCGGUGGAGGAUUUACAUCAGUACAGGAAUCUGGGUGAAUUUUUCCGUCGACGUCUCAAACCUACAGUCCGGCCGCUGUGCGCCUCCUCCUGCCUGAUCUCUCCGGCUGACGGCAGAAUUCUCCACUUUGGUCGGGUGAAGAACUCAGAGGUGGAGCAGGUGAAGGGGGUCACCUACAGUCUGGAGAACUUUCUGGGUCCACAGAAGCAGCAUGGCAGUGACUCGUCCUCCUCCUUCAGGGACCUCCUCCUGUCCUCCCCGGACAGCGACCUGUUCCACGUCGUGGUCUACCUGGCUCCAGGUGACUAUCACUGUUUCCAUUCACCGACAGACUGGAGGGUGGAUCUUCGACGUCACUUCCCAGGCUCGUUAAUGUCAGUUAACCCGGGCGUGGCUCGUUGGGUCAAAGAGCUCUUCUGUCUUAACGAGCGUGUGGCGCUCAUCGGCCAAUGGCAGCACGGCUUCUUCUCAUUAACGGCGGUCGGAGCCACGAACGUGGGCUCCAUCAGGGUUUACUUUGACCAGGAGCUUCAGACCAACGCUCCUCGCUACAGUAAAGGCUCCUUCCACGACCAUAGCUAUGUUGCCAUCGGCGACCAGUUGUUGAAGGCGACUGAUGAAGGGGGCGUGGCCUUACAGAGGGGGGAGGCGAUGGGGGAGUUUAACCUCGGUUCCACCAUCGUUCUGCUGUUCGAGGCUCCCAAAGACUUCAGCUUCAACCUGCAGCCGGGACAGCGAAUCAGAGUGGGGGAGGGGCUCGGCAGCCUCUGAUUGGCUGGGCGGACACAGGGCCAGAGGCCUGAGGACGGGACAAAGUUUAAGACAUUGUGGAUCAUUUUCUACGUAAGGAAGACGCGGUGGAGGAUGUGAAAAGGAUGUGUUUGUUUUUAUGACUUGUUCUCCCAGAAUGCCUUGUGCCUCAUGACGGGGAAGAUGCCAAACUUUUCUCUCUCCCUCUCUGUAUUUCUACUCUGUCUCUAUGUCGCUCACCCAAAUCAAACCCCAUGAACUAAGCAGCUCCUUUAAAAACAUUCAGACACAAAGUCAGUUUUAUUUUUUCAUCAACUUUAAGUCAAAGUUUCCACAAGUUCAGAUGUGAAAAGUUCGUCCACUGACUCAGGUCGAGUGUUUGUUGUUCAUCUGAUUGGUGGAGACUCGUCAGGAUGCGUGUGAUUGGUCAGAAAGAAACAUUAAUCAUUCAUUUCUCCCUUAAUGUCAUUUUCAUGUUAAAUCUGUAAUAAUGAAUAAAUAUUUUCUUCUCA
This is a messenger RNA of Toxotes jaculatrix (banded archerfish), 2296 nucleotides long. It is a transcript of the gene pisd, whose product is annotated as phosphatidylserine decarboxylase. Gene Ontology annotation, biological process: phosphatidylethanolamine biosynthetic process. The transcript is spliced from 9 exons. Gene Ontology annotation, cellular component: mitochondrion. The record is from RefSeq and is a predicted model, not a curated record. Lineage: Eukaryota; Metazoa; Chordata; Actinopteri; Toxotidae. The coding region runs from base 597 to 1805 and encodes 402 amino acids. Gene Ontology annotation, molecular function: phosphatidylserine decarboxylase activity.